Messenger RNA from Phytophthora infestans T30-4, 2741 nucleotides. RefSeq lists its product as uncharacterized. The transcript is spliced from 3 exons. Bases 1 to 2685 code for a protein of 894 amino acids. The record is from RefSeq and is a predicted model, not a curated record. Gene Ontology annotation, molecular function: protein binding. Lineage: Eukaryota; Oomycota; Peronosporomycetes; Peronosporales; Peronosporaceae.
AUGACGAUGCGUACCAGGCGUCGCCAGAGUAUCGAGGUAUUCCGACUGCGGCUGCGCGAGACGGUGAACGAGGGCGGCGACGACGAAAACGGCAGCGCGCGCAGCCUGUUAAGUCUACCGGAGCAGGAGGCAGUCACAGCGCCAUUGCCGAGUCCACAGGACAGCACCAAACAGAAACAGAAAGACGCGCCGAAGCAGAAGCAGGAGAACGCAAAUACAAGCGCCGAACGCACAGUUAGUAGGCAAGACACACGGUCUCGCUUGGGCGUGGAGAUUAACAUCGACAAGGACAGUGACGAGGAGUUCGUGGACGGUCAGGAGAUCAAAAUCGACGACGAUAGCGAAGACGAGGAGGAUAUUGACGGCCGAGAGCCCAGUGAGAGACGCAGACCCUGUUUAAUCGCAUCGUCGUCUUCAGGUGACGAUGGUAGUACGCGGACGAUGCGCUGCAGCUUGGACGCGGCAGACUCUCCAUCCCCAGUGGUGGAGGAUAACGAAGCUGGAGCUAUCGAGGCUGUUGCGCAGCUCGACGAGUCCAUAAACCUUGCAGAGUCGAAUGAACUGCCCGAAGAGCCUGAGAUCGCGGACUUUACGGGACCAGGAUACCCAGAACCGGGAGACAACCCCUUACAACCGAAGGACAAUAUCCGUGAAUCUAGACGUGUCGUGCUAGUGACUCGCCCCAGCCAACGGGAUAUCGAGAUGUGGACAGAGCGUGCUACGAGUACGAUGGUCAAGUCAAGAGGCAGCAGUACACGACCGACGCCCACCAGCGCACAGAGUCGACGCUGGGUGCUGGAAUACAAGCCCGUAGUGCGUCACUCUGGCUGGCUUAUCAAGCGUGGCCACGGUCUGCGUAACUUCAAGCGUCGACUGUUCUGUAUAGUGGACAACGAGCUUAUCUAUCACGACACACACGACGCCACAGAGGUGCGUGGUCGCCUGGAUCUCACGCGUAAGAGCACCGUCCAGUGUAUGCUACACAGUGGCUUCAAGUUCUCCCAGGGGGGCAGCUACGGUAUGGUGCUCUACGCCCUAGACAACCACGACCGCGACUUGUGGAUCCGUAAAUUACAAGAACACAAUGUACAAGUACUACCUGAGGGUGCAAAGACUGCUAAACUUAUGAAGCAGAAUAGCGACAACGCUGACAAAGGAGGCCCCGUCCUCUUCUCCGGUUGGCUGCGUAAGCGUGGUCGGAUGGUUAAAUCAACAAAGCGUCGCUGGUUCGAGCUCUCAAACACGACACUUUCGUACUUUGCACACCCGCAGGGAGGCUCUCGUAAAGGCUCGAUCGACAUCUCCCACGCGCGGGUGUCUCCUGUGGACACCCUCAAGACAGGAGAACGACACAGCUUCCAGAUCUGCACUCCCAGUCGCAACUUGUCCCUGCAUGCCGACAGCCAAGAAGAGCGUUCGUUGUGGCUGGCUGCACUCGCUUCGGUUGGUGAGGGUAGUACCAUCACAACGCUAGCUGGUACACCUGCAAAACCCGAUUCGAAUGAUUUUUCUAUGCCUACAAGUGCAUCGGAGAUUGGUCGCAUGUGCAAGUGUGGCGCGCUGGAUGAAGGCGGUGCCGCAGUCGACGGAGUGUGCAGGCGUUGUAUGUCGUCGUUUAUCUCAAAGACGGAAGACGCGAUGAUGGACGUAGCACGCGAAGUGCAGCUUCUAUUGGCCUCUCCGUACUCACCUGAAGGCUGCACAUCCGCUGCAUUCCUCAAGGAACAUUCAGGCCGACCCGUUUCCAACGCAACGGUGCGGGAGUUCAUGACUGGGCUAUCAGAUUAUUUGGUCCACACGCGUUUGAAGGAGCUCCAGAUGCUUGCUGGUGUUGCGCAGCCAGAUACCAGUUCGGACAGCGAUUCCGACGACGACCGAGUUAAAGACGUUAAUCCAGCGCGUCCACAAGAUGCUAUGGUCAUCAGUGAGAUCACGAACAGCAUCCAGACGAUCGUCCAUGAACAUAUUGAAGAGCGUGUCUUCUUCCCUUUGUAUCGCGCGAUCUUAACGAACGUGCGUGCACAGACUCGAGAGGAUGCCAAAGUAUUGAAAGGGAAGAUCGAAAUAUUGCGCAGUAAGUCGCAAGCAUUCUUCGGUAUUGGACCUGACAGCGAGUCGUCCAGCAAAUGGUUUUCUGCUUGUGCCAAGCUCCGGGAAGUUGACAAGUUGCUGGCUGCAUGCAAGGAGAUCUACGCCGUCUACCACAACGAACACCCCACGCAGCCGCCUAUGAGCGCUGACGCCUUCAUCCCGGCCUUCAUUUACGUGCUUAUCCACUCGCAUCUACGCGACCCUGUAGCCUUGAAAGAGAUGAUCACGUUCUUCGAUUCCGGCAGCCAAGGAGAGAUCGCGUACUUCGUCACGUGUCUGGAGAUCGCGCUGGAAUACAUUCGCUCCCUCCUUACGGCGUGCACAGUCGUGCUGUCUUCUAAACGCAAACUUGGUAUCGAGUUCUCCAAACAUUCUGCAGCAGACGUGGUGGUUGUCCAUCGGUUGGUCCCUGGAGAGCAGGCACAACAGAGCGGCGCAAUCAACGUCGGCGACGUGCUGGUCGCUGUGAACGGACUGCCGGUGUACGAGAUGGAGUUGGCAGAGAUCGUCAAGGUUUGGCGCGGCGUGGACGGAGAGGCCGAGUUUUGUUUCCUACCGAUGGACGAGUACGUGCGGAAGUAUGGCACGUCUUGAGCUGGAGAGCCAUUUUGUUAUCAAGAGCUGCCGACAGGAGGCGUAGAGCUGACGUU